Molecule: messenger RNA, 261 nt
Organism: Octodon degus (degu)
Lineage: Eukaryota; Metazoa; Chordata; Mammalia; Rodentia; Octodontidae
Product: keratin-associated protein 6-1-like
Exons: 1
Coding region: 1-261 (86 amino acids)
Biological process (GO): keratinization
Source: RefSeq, a predicted model, not a curated record
AUGUGUGGCAGCUACUACGGAAGCUACUAUGGCGGCCGCGGCUAUGGAUGCUGUGGCUACAGAGGCCUGGGCUAUGGCUACGGAGGCCUGGGCUGUGGCUAUGGAGGCCUGGGCUGUGGCUAUGGCUCCUGCUAUGGCUCUGGCUUCCGCAACCUGGGCUGCGGCUAUGGCUGUGGCUAUGGCUAUGGCUCCCGCUCUCUGUGUGGCUGUGGCUAUGGAUACGGCUCUGGCUAUGGCUCUGGCUUUGGCUACUACUAUUGA